Temnothorax curvispinosus is the source of this 2736-nucleotide messenger RNA. RefSeq names its product general transcriptional corepressor trfA-like. The record is from RefSeq and is a predicted model, not a curated record. Lineage: Eukaryota; Metazoa; Arthropoda; Insecta; Hymenoptera; Formicidae. Bases 1 to 2736 code for a protein of 911 amino acids. The transcript has a single exon.
AUGAAGAAAGAAGUUAGUGAAAAAUUAAGUAACAUCAAGAGAGAAGAAGUGGGGGAGCCUUUCGAUAAGAAAGAUGACUCCUUCAUCCACAUUAAAAGGGUUCGUACUUACCUGAGGAGCGGAAGUGAAGAUUCCAGUGACGAUCCGGGAAACCAAGACGACCUGAAACAUAAAAACAAGAAAUUAAAAUUAAAUAAAGAAAAUAAAGAAGAUACUUACCAAGGGAGUGAAAAUGAAGAAGAGGACUUCAGCGAAGAUCCAAAAAACGAGGAUGACUAUAAAAAAUGGAAAAGAUUGAAAGAUUACUACAAGGAUUCCAGUGACGAAUCGGAAGACGAAAAAGAAGAAUAUAAUAGAUGGAAGAGGAGAAAAAAGCAAGUAAUGGAGAUAAUAAGGAGAAAUAAUACCUACCGAGCUGAAAAUUGCCGAGGAGAAGGAGCGGUGGAACAAGAAAACUCGAAGCCAACGAAUGUUACGAAUUCCGUGACAAAAGUCAAAUCGCUAUUGGCAGAGAGGUUUCACUUAGCAUCCUGCAGUCAAUUGACUGAUUCUGAAACAGAAAACGAAGAGGAGGAUAAUAAUUCGGAAAACAAAGACACCGAAGAUAAAAAUGACCAACAAGAGUCACCAGAUGAAAUUAUGUUAAGUGAAAGCAGUAUGAGUGAGGAAGAAGAGCGAGAAAUCGCAAAUUGUUUCAAUCAAAUACAAGAGAUAAUAAAUAGAAGAUUCAAUGGUAACAAUGUCAAUAACGACAACCAACAACGCGAAAAUGCGAAUGAAAAUCCAGAGGACAACAAUUCAUCCGAUGGACAUAGUCAAAAUGGUGAAAAUCAGCCAGAAGAAAAUAACAACUUAGAUAGCGAAGGAGAAAGAACGAUACAUUCGUCAAGAGGAUCAACAAGAUCAUUUAAUAGCACAUUAGAAGAAGAAUUAUUUAUGGAUAUUCAAGAUCCAAGCAAAUUUGUAUUUUCCGAACAGGAAAGAUUAAAUAUAAUGAGUUACAAUGAAAAAUUUAGAAGCAAUCCAGGACAUUGGAUGCGCGAGCCAAUCAACGGCGAGUUAGAAAUCGCAACGAGCGACAGAUGUGAGGUAGCCUUAACGCGUGUGCGCAACACACUGCGUGGCGAGCGCCAUAACGGUAGAUUCGAUCGAGCAGCCGUAGUGAACGGACACUCGAUAGCUCAAGUAAGCAGAGCAAUAGUGAAACGUAAUAAAGUUCGUGAGUUAAAUAGUGAAAUGGAUCUAGACAAAACGGAUCGAUAUAAAAUAGACAAGGAGAGAAAGAGAUUAGACAGAUGGGAGGAAAAUUUACAGAAGAAAGUGGAAGGUUAUACCAAGCAGAAACGAAUGCUUGACGUGAGACGAAAUAGGUUAAAAGCCAUGGACGACUUCGAGAGAGAGCUGUCAGCGGUGGAAAGCGACGACAAGGAGUACGAUCGUGACGAAAUCGCGGCUCAGAGAAGAUCGCUCAACAUAAUCAAACGAUGCGAGGAAGCACGUGGCAGAAACGUCUUUGACGUAGGUAAAUAUCGAGUAGAAGACAGCGAAGGAAACGCAGUGGCCGAUAUAAAGGCGAUAUACGUCGUGAGAGAUCUCAGACAUCAAAGCGACGAAAGAUCAUUCUCUUACGAGAUCAAAACAACGAUAGUGCGAGGCACAACGGAGACGACCAUAAGGGCACGCGAAAGUAAACAAAUAAAAUACAAGCCGAUUGAGGAGGCGAAAACUACGAAGCAAUCGAGUGAGACAUCGACGAUACAGAAAACGAUGUUCUUACCACAGCAACCAAUGAUACAGCAGCAUACGCAACAACAACAAGAACUACCGCAAUUGAUAGUCCUACCAACGGGAGAGAUGGGGUCAUUACGAAGAAUACUACCGAGACCACCGUCGAUGCAACAAACAAUCACUUAUCAACAAACCGGAGGUACGGAGAAACGAAAAAGAGGCGGAGAUCCGAAAGGAAAAAACAGCGCAAAGAAGCCCAGCAAACCAACGGUCAAGUCUUCGAUUCAAAUCAAACCACCGACAAAGAAGCAAAAGACGAGAAAAUCAGCGGAAGAGGCGAAGAUGAAAAUAAAGCAAAGUUCCAAGGAAGAAGACGAACACUCGAGCGAAUCGGACAACGGUGAACACCUGAAGCUACCAACCAGGAUCGCCGAACUUAAGAAAUCCAUUCUGAGUAAAAUACUCAUCAAGGAUUUGCCGAGGAGUAUGGGAUCGGAUGCUAGAUCAUCUCACCCAUCGUCGAACCUGGAACAAGUCAGCGGUGAAGCCUGCCGACCGACCGACCAACCAGAGGCGCGAGGCAUGGAGGACAUAGCCGCGGAGACGACAACCGAUAUAUUGAACAAGGAGACGGACGAGCUUGACGACUGCAGCUUCGAAAGUUUGGCGUCAACGCAAAUCCUAGAGGCGAUUCCGGAGGCAGUGGCGCAAGCCAUAAUUUCUGAAGGGAUCAUACAGCCCGCUGGACAGAGCGAGGCUAUUCAACCAACCACACAGCCCGCUGGACGUAGCGAGGCUUUCCAGAUGACGACACAGCCCGCUGGACGUAGCGAGGCUUUCCAGACGACCACACAGCCCGCUGGACGAGGCGAGGCUUAUCAGAGACACGCACAGCCCGCUGGACGAAGCGAGGUACCGAGGGACGACGCAGAGUACAAACGACAGGCUGAGAGGGCAGAGAAGGAGACGUCGAUUCCCAGCAGCCAACCGCGUACGCAGGAACUCUAA